UAUCAUUCACCUACUUUAAAAUAUAUAUAUCUGUAUUCAUUGAAAUGUAUUUUCAUUUAUUUGCUAGUAUUUGAUUGUGUGAUUUAUACACAGAUAUAUUCAUUUCAGCAAGUUGGAGAUAUGUUGUGGUGGAUUAUAUUUGCGAUUGCUGCAGCGUCUGUGGCGCAAGGGGAUCCACGCAAAAAUUUGAUGGAAGCUUGUACAAUCGAUGAUGACUGUCCAAAAGAUUCAAAGUGCACCAUCCGAGGUUGUGAUGGCAAUAUUUGUUUAUGUGGAAGAAAUCUUAUUCCCAAUUUCAACUACACCAAAUGUGUUUCAAUUGCAGAAGUCAAUGGCAGUUGUACUGGCUCCCAGUUAUGCCGCCCAGUCAGUAGCCGCUGUGAUCACGUGCGGGGCAGAUGCGUAUGUCAAAACGGAUAUUCACCCUCCACAGCAAACAACAAUGUCAUCUACUGCAAACAAAAACCUCUACUUUCCACUUCCACCAGCUUUUCUUUACUGAACGAAAACUGUGACAAUAAUCAACAGAAAUGUUCCCCAGAAAACCAUUUAGAGUGCGUUAAGGGUGUGUGUGUCUGCGCAAACGGGUACAAAGAAGCUUCCAUUGAAAUAAUCAACGCCUAUCCAUUUAAUGUGGUACAGUGCGUUCCAGCAAAUUUUUCGAUCGGUAUAAAGAUAAAAGAAGAUCAAUGUUUCACUCCAAUUGCAGUAACACCUACUCCAUCUUCAAGGUCAACAUCUGCAAGUAAACCCAUCCCAUUGACGGCCAGUGCCCAGUUUUCAUCUCAAUUUGUGUUAAAAUCUGACAUUCCAUCAUUAUCAACAGAUUUUGGACAAACACUGCAAUCAGCGUCAUUAACAGGUUUGACAAACUUACUACCUACCCGUGCAACCACAUCAUCUUUUAAAACACUGAGAUACACAUCCAGAAUUCCGGAACCUCUAUCGACAGCCCAGAUAGAAGAUAGUAUUAGCAACGCUUUUCCUUCGACAAUACUUCCGCAGAGUAAUGUGAUGGAAUCGUUUUCGGAAACAAAUCUGGAAACAGAACAAACAGCAGAGCACACCUACAUUAACUCGUUUUAUUCACAAUUCAUUUCAGACCUAAGGACAAGCAGCGAAAAUUAUGAACCCUCUUCAAUCGGCGUUUUCUCAAGUUUAUCAUUUUUCACAGCAAUGAGUAAAAAUAUUCUAACAACCCAUUUUCCAUCGGCAAGCAAGAGUGUUUCAUCUCCUUCAGUGGACCCCAGUUUCAAACCGACAUCAAUUCUUGUUGGAUCAUCUGAAGUAAUGUCCAGUUCUUUCAACUCUGAAACAUCUGGACAAGUGUUAAAGAGUUCCACGUGGUCUUAUAUUGCAUCAUUAUCAGAUACUGCUUCAGUUUCACCAUCACUUUCAACAUCACAAUUGAAAACAACUAUGCUACCGACGUCACACAUUACGAGAAGCGCUUUAAUAGAAACAUCAACGUUUUCCAAAACGCCCUUCUCUUCCGAAUUUGUUGCGUCCACUGUUUUGACAAUACAAAAUUUGACUCCUUUUCCAACAUUCUCUGAACAACAUACAAUAUCUGCUCCUAUUACUAUUAGUCCAACACCCAGUCAGUCCAGUAUUCCGUCUGUUGUCUCCAGUUCAGUUGUAACAACAGAAUCUCCGAGGACAACAACAAAACCUCCAGUUGCAAUCACAACAACACCACAACAAACAACCAUAGAUUUGAGGCACACUACUAAACCUACAACUAUUGGAGAUUCUUGUGAGAAGAACAUCACGUGUCCUGAAAACGCUAUUUGUGAAAGGCGAGAUACUUGCGGUGACACUGUGAUAUGUUACUGCAAGCAUGGUCAUGUAUCCAGCGAAAAGAAAGAAAAAUGUUUAGCAAUACGGUAUCUUGGUUGGAAAUGCACAUCGGACAAACAAUGUUUAGGACCCAACACAGCUUGUGUCGCCGGAUUCUGCUCCUGUAAAGAUGGCUAUUUAGCGAGCAGUAAUGGAACAAGAUGCAGAAGAGAAAUGUCCUGGUUCGUGACUUUCCCCCUUCUUGGAGACCGAUGUAAUGGGUUUCUGUCCUCCUGCUAUAACUUUGACGAACAAGAGUGUAGAAACAAGAGGUGUUCCUGUAAGACUGGAUAUAGAGAAAUGCAAGACAGUGAACGGAAGUUGCGUCACAAGGAUUAUCAGCAAUGUAUUAAAAACGAUACAAUUUCUGGUACCCUGAAAGAAAACACACGAUGUACGGAUCUGACUGCAUUGGAGUUAUCAGACCCCUACAACUCGGAGGCAAACAGAAAAAUUAGAGUGAUGCAAGGAGCCAUUAUAGGAGGAAUCAUAGCCUUCAUUGUUUUAGUACUUACAGUGGUAGGAGUGAUAUCUUAUAUCAGAUACAAAAAGAGAACAGGCGACAUGAAUAAUGACUCAGGAUCAGAAAUAUCAUUUGAGCGACAAUCCAGUGGACGAUAUUCAUUCAAAAUCCCGCGCCCUUUCGCAACAUACAACACCACAUCUGCUGACAAUGUAUCAUUCCACAACCGUUCUUUUAAAGAGGAUGAAACACAUCGUCUUCGAGAGGACGAGAUGAAAUCAUUGAACGGAACUCUGGCUAAAUUUUACUUCGAUGAAAUUGACUACAAGUCACAUGAUGAUUUCAGCAGACUACACGAAGAUGUAAAGUGAUGACGUCAUUUUUGUCAUUUGAUUCGAGAUUACAGUUCACUGGAACUGACAUUGGUGCGAGUGAGUACUGGUGUGUUAGGGACAUUUACAUGAAUGUGAGUACCGAAAUAGGUGUUAGAAUUCAUACAUCAUUGUCUUUUCAGUAAGAUUAUUUCUAUGGACAAUAUCAAAAACUCCAGAUCAACUUGCAGAAAUUCCUUCAGUAAUAGUUCAAGAUUAAUUCGUUUUAAACGUUUUACUUCGACACUAUAAUCACAAUCAGUUUGAUUCAUUUCCAAACGUUACGAACGAUUUUUCCAUAUAUAUAUAUAUAUAUAUAUAAUAGACCCACAGGUCACGAGUCUCUUGCCUAGAGCGAAUGGUCUUAUGCGCUGGAAGUGGGUAUUCAUAUAAUAGUAUAUUUCUCGUUGCUUACGGUCUUUGAGCAGGGAUGAAUCUUUAUCGUACCACACUUGCUGUGACACGAAGCCUCGGUUUUUGUUGUUUCACCCUAAGAUUGAUUGAUUGAUUGAAUAUUGUUUAACGUCCUUGUCGAGAAUAUUUCACUCAUAUGGAGACAUCACCACUGCCGGAGAAGGGCUGCAAAAUUUAGGCCUAUGCUCAGCGCUUAUAGCCUUUGAGCAGAUAUGGAUUCUUAUCGUGUCACACCUGCUGUGACAUGGGACCUCGGUUUUUGCGAUCUCAUCCGAAGAACCGCCCCAUUUCGUCGCCUUCUACGACAAGCAUGGGGUACUGAGGACCUAUUCUAACCCGAAUACCCACGGGAUUCUCAUCCACCAUUUAGUCGCCUCUUACAACAAGCAAGGGGUUAUUUAUAUAUUAUUAUAUAUAUUGUUUAUAUAUAUGUAUAUAUCUUCAUUUAAGACACUAAUGCCUGUAUAUAGAGUGUAUGCAUAUUUUAAUAUCAUUGUGAACAAACGUAGGUUUUCUCUCAAUGUAUUU
Ostrea edulis (European flat oyster) is the source of this 3615-nucleotide messenger RNA. RefSeq lists its product as uncharacterized. The record is from RefSeq and is a predicted model, not a curated record. Lineage: Eukaryota; Metazoa; Mollusca; Bivalvia; Ostreida; Ostreidae. The transcript is spliced from 10 exons. Bases 121 to 2673 code for a protein of 850 amino acids.